UGUUUCCUCCUCUACUUUGACCUCCCUUUGUACUGCAGCAUCCAGCUGAGGAGGCUUCAUUCCUGAAUCAGCCCUGGUUCAGCAACUGGACUCGGUGCUGAGAUUCUUCUGACUUUAGCAUUGGUUGUUCUACUGCCAGGAAAACAUAAAUGCAGAUGGUGGGCCAUGUCAAAAAUCUUGUCAAGAGAGUGGAUUGUUUCGCACAGAACUGAGAUGUGGCUCCUGAUUCUGGUGGCGCACUUGUUGCAAAGGAAUGUGGAUUCAGUACGUAUGCCGACUAAAGAUGUGGACCCAGAAGCAUUCAUGAAUAUUAGUGAAAUCAUCCGACACCAAGGCUACCCCUGUGAGGAGUACGAAGUCGCCACAGAAGACGGGUAUAUCCUCUCCGUUAACAGAAUUCCUCAAGGCCCCAUGGGACUUAACAAGACAGGCUCCAGGCCUGUGGUGUUACUGCAGCAUGGCCUGCUUGGAGACGCCAGCAACUGGAUUUCCAACCUGCCCAACAACAGCCUGGGCUUCAUUCUGGCCGACGCUGGUUUUGAUGUGUGGUUGGGGAACAGCCGGGGAAACACCUGGUCUCGGAAACACAAGACCCUCUCUGUAGACCAAGAUGAGUUCUGGGCUUUCAGUUAUGAUGAGAUGGCUAGGUUUGACCUUCCUGCAGUCAUAAACUUUAUUUUGCAGAAAACCGGCCAGGAAAAGAUCUAUUAUGUCGGCUAUUCACAGGGCACCACCAUGGGCUUUAUUGCAUUUUCCACCAUGCCAGAGCUGGCUGAGAAAGUAAAAAUGUAUUUUGCCUUAGCACCCAUAGCUACUAUUAAACACGCGAAAAGCCCUGGCACCAAAUUUUUGUUGCUGCCCGAUAUGAUGAUCAAGGGAUUGUUUGGAAGGAAAGAAUUUCUGUACCAGACCAGGUUUCUCCGCCAGUUUUAUAUUUACCUUUGUGGCCAGAUGAUUAUUGAUCAGAUUUGUAGCAAUAUCAUUUUACUUCUGGGAGGAUUUAACACACAGAACAUGAACAUGAGCCGAGCAAAUGUGUAUGUUGCUCAUUCUCCUGCCGGAACAUCUGUGCAAAAUAUCCUACACUGGAGCCAGGCAGCAAAUUCUGGGGAACUCCGGGCAUUUGACUGGGGAAGCGAGACCAAAAAUCUGGAGAAAGGCAAUCAGCCAACUCCUAUAAGAUACAGAGUUAGAGACAUGACGGUCCCCACGGCAAUGUGGACUGGAGGUCAGGACUGGCUUUCAAACCCAGAUGAUGUGAAAACACUGAUCUCUGAAGUGAACAACCUCAUCUACCACAAGAACAUUCCCGAAUGGGCACAUGUGGAUUUCAUCUGGGGCUUAGAUGCACCUCAUCGUCUGUAUAACGAAAUCAUACAUCUGAUGAAGCAGGAGGAGACCAGCCUUUCCCAGGGAAUGUGUGAGGUCAGACUGUGAAGCACCAAAUGCUGACAAGUCUUAGGAAAAACCUUGUGGACGAUGGUGCCAGGGUCCAUGAACAAAGGAAUUUAAGGAUUUCCAAAACUGGAAACCUAUCAUAUCAAUAGAAGGGAAGUAGAGAAGGGAAGGCGGAGAUUUAUUACAUAUUCCUUCAGAUUUCUUGCACUUGGCACUAAAACUGACACUAAAUUUUGUUUCUAGUUAACUAAACUACUCAUUGGCUAAACAUCAGUUUCAUGAGCUAUUUAUACAGGGUCCAGCAGAAGUAAGGCCUGCUUGGGUGUGGUUGGUAGGGU
Phyllostomus discolor (pale spear-nosed bat) is the source of this 1736-nucleotide messenger RNA. RefSeq names its product lipase family member M (gene LIPM). The coding region runs from base 166 to 1437 and encodes 423 amino acids. The transcript is spliced from 10 exons. NCBI's taxonomy places the organism in Eukaryota, Metazoa, Chordata, Mammalia, Chiroptera, Phyllostomidae. The record is from RefSeq and is a predicted model, not a curated record. Gene Ontology annotation, molecular function: hydrolase activity, acting on ester bonds.